AUCAUGGAGAUUAAAGAAAUUCGACGUGCUCCACUUCCUUCCUAUCAAGGAGAAGAGAUCAUAACUUGUGUUGAAUCAUCUAGAUUGGAUCAGUGA
Messenger RNA from Strongylus vulgaris, 96 nucleotides. NCBI's taxonomy places the organism in Eukaryota, Metazoa, Nematoda, Chromadorea, Rhabditida, Strongylidae. The record is from the annotation of a GenBank genome assembly.